AUGGACACACUGCUGGCGUCGAAGAAGACUCAGGGGGAGUGCGCGGAGGAGGGCGCGAACUCUGCGGCGACAGGCAGCACCGUGUCGGCGGGCAUCUACGGGUCAGAGAACGAACAGACGAGCUACGAAUACCGGGAGCCGGCGUGGUGGCGCAAGGCGCUGUACGACCUGUUCCUGUGGAUCUUUAUCAGAGUGUUCGACGGGUUUUUCCGGGAGGUCAGGACACGCAACGGGUACCGGGUGCCGCGGCAUGGACCAAUCAUCUUCGUGGCGGCGCCGCAUGCGAACCAGUUCGUGGACCCGGUGGUGCUGAUGGGGCAGGUGAAGCAGACGGUGGGGCGGCGGGUGUCGUUCCUGGUGGCGGCGAAGUCGCUGACGCGGCGGGCGGUCGGAACGUUUGCGCGGUGUGCGAUGUCGAUCGGCGUGAUGCGGGCGCAGGACAACCUGCAGUCGGCGCCGGGGCGGAUUCGCGUGGACCCCAGCAAUCCGCGGCGGCUGCUGGGCGAGGGCACGCGCUUCACAGCGUUCCAGGAGAAGGGGCUGAUAGGGCUCCCGAAGUCGCUGGGGAACGUCGACAUCGAGUCGAUCCAGUCGGACACGGAGCUGACACUGCGCAAGGAGUUCAAGAUGCAGAAGCCCGAGGUCCGGAGCCUGCUGGAGCACGGCACUUCCUUUAAGUACGCGGCGAAGGUGGACCAGUCACAGGUGUACCACCGGGUGUUCGAGCAUCUGGCACACAACCAGUGCAUCGGUAUUUUCCCGGAGGGCGGCUCGCAUGACCGGACGGACCUACUGCCACUCAAGGCGGGCGUCGCCAUCAUGGCACUCGGCUGCAUGCACAUACACCCCGACGUGAACGUGAAGAUCGUGCCCUGUGGCCUGAACUACUUCCACCCGCACAAGUUCAGGUCACGGGCGGUGGUCGAGUUUGGAACCCCCAUUGAGAUACCUCCGCAUCUAGUCGCGAAGUAUGGCAACCCCACCACGAACAAGGAGGCCGUCAAGGAACUGCUGGACACCAUCACCGAGGGCCUGAAAGCGGUUACGCUGACCUGCUCGGACUACGAGACGCUGAUGGUCAUACAGGCGACGAGAAGGUUGUAUGCGGGGCACCUUUCGUCCAAGCUUCCACUGCCCCUUGUUGUAGAGAUGAACAGACGUUUGCUAAAGGGGUACGAGGCGUUCAAGGACGACCCCCGCAUCAAGCGGCUCAAGGAAGAUAUCAUGGUGUACAACGACCAUCUGCGCCAGUACAACAUACCGGACCAUCAGGUAGAAACUGCAAGGUUGAACCUGUCGCGUAAUAUUGGAUUACUGAUCUCGCGAUCUCUGCGUCUGCUUUUCAUCGGUAUGCUUGCGCUACCGGGUGUCGUCAUGUUUUCCCCGGUCUUUAUCUUGGCGAAGCAUAUCUCUAAAAAGAAAGCGCAGGAGGCACUGUCCGCCUCGACUGUAAAGAUUAAGGCGAAGGAUGUGGUAGCAACCUGGAAGAUACUGAUUAGCAUUGGAGUAGCGCCUGCACUAUACAUUUUUUGGUCGUUGCUCUUUGUCUGGUAUUUGCGUGACUCCUACACAAAGGACCGUUUCCUCGUUAGCUUUGUGGUUGCAUACUUGUGCUCGUGCAUUUUGACAUAUUCUGCAUUACUUGCUGGAGACAUUGGCAUGGAUAUCUUCAAGUCGCUGCGGCCUUUGUACUUAUCACUAACGACUCCCAAGGGACUGCAGUCGCUGCAGGAGGAGCGUUGCGUCUUGGCAGAACGUAUCACGGAGCUAGUGAACUUAUUGGGCCCACAGCUCUUCCCCGACUUUGACGCCGAAUUACUAAAGAAGAAGUAUUUCGCGACGUCGGUGUCUCUAGAGGAUGAGGAGGAUAGAAAGACACAGGAGCUCAAGAGGCGUAGGCUGCUACGGAAGAAGAAGGAGGCCGCCGCGAUGGUACCAAGUCCAAUCCAAGCCACAGACUCUGACGAGAUUACCGUGGCUGAUGACGAAAGUGACGCGGUCUCCAUGGUCAACAGCGAUAACUCCCUCUCGAACAUUCCCCUCUUUUCUAGCGUCCACAGAUCAGAGUCUGCGUCCAGUGUCAGCACAAUGUCUUCCACCUUUAAUUAUGACUUUGACGUAAAGCAGGGGAACAUCGGUGGCAAGAUAAUCGAUGCUGUCCGCCAGAACAGGAAAGAAGAAUGA
Molecule: messenger RNA, 2184 nt
Organism: Eremothecium gossypii ATCC 10895
Lineage: Eukaryota; Fungi; Ascomycota; Saccharomycetes; Saccharomycetales; Saccharomycetaceae
Gene: SCT1
Product: bifunctional glycerol-3-phosphate/glycerone-phosphate O-acyltransferase SCT1
Exons: 1
Coding region: 1-2184 (727 amino acids)
Biological process (GO): phospholipid biosynthetic process
Cellular component (GO): endoplasmic reticulum membrane
Molecular function (GO): glycerol-3-phosphate O-acyltransferase activity; glycerone-phosphate O-acyltransferase activity
Source: RefSeq, marked provisional